This is a messenger RNA of Talpa occidentalis (Iberian mole), 1856 nucleotides long. RefSeq names its product chromosome unknown C12orf40 homolog (gene REDIC1). Lineage: Eukaryota; Metazoa; Chordata; Mammalia; Eulipotyphla; Talpidae. The transcript is spliced from 13 exons. The record is from RefSeq and is a predicted model, not a curated record. Bases 51 to 1856 code for a protein of 601 amino acids.
CGGCCGAGGGCUCGCGGAAGCGCCGACUCCAGCCGCGCCCGCCCCAGGAGAUGAACUGGGUUGGGGGGUCCCGGCCUGCUUUUCUUGGGGGGCUGAAAAAAACCGUUGGUGUUCCUGGGGGCAGGGGGUCAUUGGUGUGCAGGCGCCUCAGCUGGCUGUGGAGCCGGGUUCUCGUCAAACAGGAGCGGAGGAGGCAGAAGGAAUAUUUUGAAAAGAAAAGAUUAAAGUCAAGAAUGCAAUUACUGGGAGUUCUGCCCCCUGUGAGCAACUCCAGCGUCAGCUUAGACCUCCUCAACCUGCGUCUGGUCAACCAGAUCUCGUGCCGCAGGAGCAGCCCAGCAGCGACCGUGAGGAGGCCCACCCACGUGGACAUGAGCAGGGGCCUGGAUGUGCCCCCAAGGAAGCGCCACGUGGAGCUGCCCCUGUCGCCGCCACUCGAGCCUCCCUGCCUCUGCCUGGACGGCACCAGACGCAGGCCCAGGCCAGGCAGCGAGCGAGACCGUGGCGCCCCCCCGGCGAGGACUGAGUGUGACGUGGACCGCCGCACAGGCCGCCCGCUGCUCGUUGUUGCUGGCCGCCCCGAUGCCCUGGAUUCCAGAGCUAGUGCAGGUCCAGGCGCACUCGGGCCACCCCCUGAAGCAGUGCAGUUUGGAACCGUCUUUGAAAGAGCAAACAGCCCAGGCCGCAGGUGCUUCCUCGCAGGCCGGCCGGCUGUGGUUCUGGGUGAGGACGGUGGGGCUGCAGGCCAACCCGGAUGUGCAGCCCUCGCCGCUGCUCUGGGGCGACCACGAACGCUUGUCUGGGGCAAAACCGGAGAAGAGGCCUCGAGUGUCCUUGCAGAUGGGAACUGGUGCCCCCCAAGCCUCCUGCCUGAGGAUGGUGGCUCUUUCCCCAGUGCGGACACCGUUGCCCUCCUGCGCAUGGGCCCGCAGAGCGUGAGGGACGCCCUUGAUGGGUGUGGCUGGGGCAGCUCCGGAGGCCUUUGCCCUGGGGGUGCCCAGUCCCAGCUGCCCAGUGGGGAUGGUGGGAGCAACGUCCCCAGCCCAGAGCUGCCGCCCGGGAAGGCGGGUCGUCCAGGACCACACUGGCCCAGCAGGGACAGUCAGGAAGAGUGCGGCCGUCGGCAGGGGACACCCCUCCGUGUGUGCACCCAGAAGGACCCCUGCCCUUCCAGCCCUGAGAGAAGAGGGCCAUCUGGACGUGGUCACCAGGCAUGGAUGCCGCUGAGGGAGGCCCAGGGAUGCCCAAUGAGCCUGGGGGGCACCGUUCGCCCGGAAGCAGCAUGGCCCAGGCUGUCCCCAGACCCCGGAGGGGAGGAGACGGCGGCGGGACGAGGACGGCGCCCUUUGGAAGACGGGUCGGCCCGCAGGGACCUCUAUCAUGACUCUCCGCGGAGCAGCCCGACUGCUGGCUGCUCCCCUCAGCCCGCAGGGGGCGCGAGUCUCAGCGUGAGCCCGGAGACGCCGCCCGAGGAGGAGGGCCCCGUGCCGCCGCAGGGUGAAGGCUCAGGCAGGAGACCCCGUGAGGCUGAGGAAACGGGGCGCCGUCAGCAUCCGGAAGUGGGGGCAGCGCCCCCGCGCAGUGGGCCUGUCGAUGGCAGCCCCGAAAUUCAUCAGGGAAAUGUUGCUCUCCCCUCUGUGAAGGCCGGCCUGGCCACUGCCCCCGGGUCUGCGCACAGCCCGUGCUGGCCCCCCACCGGGGACUUCCCCCGCCGCCACGCCUGGGCGCAGACAGCCCUGGGGCCCUGGACGGCGGAGGCUGCAGUGCAGUGUGACCUGACCACGCCCUGCCCCUGCGGGGGCCGAGGCCAGAGGGAGCACCCCGGGGAGCAGCAGGCGCCCCCGGCCCCGCCCUGA